This is a messenger RNA of Gossypium raimondii (Peruvian cotton), 1212 nucleotides long. RefSeq lists its product as uncharacterized. Bases 130 to 684 code for a protein of 184 amino acids. The record is from RefSeq and is a predicted model, not a curated record. The transcript has 2 exons. NCBI's taxonomy places the organism in Eukaryota, Viridiplantae, Streptophyta, Magnoliopsida, Malvales, Malvaceae.
AACACUUGUCUCCUACUUCUCUCGUUCGCUUUUCUCAUCUUAUUCUCCUAAUUUUCUUUCGUUUAAACCCUAACCCUAAUUUCCGCCUUCAUGUAAUAACAUAGAAUUCCUCACGAAAAAUAAAGAAAAAUGAUUCCUUUAGUUCCUGCCAUAUUUCUUCACGUCAUUUUCAUCUUCUUCGCGCUUGUCAACGGCGAGCAGGAGACUAUUUACGAUAUCCUAAAGGCCCAUGGGCUACCCACGGGGCUGCUUCCGAAGGGGAUAACCCGAUUUGAGUUCGACGAAACCGGCCGCUUCGAGGUUCAAUUGGAUCAAGCUUGUAAUGCUAUGUUUGAAUGCCAGUUUCGUUAUGAUAGGAAUGUUUCUGGGACUUUGAAGUACGGGCAGAUCGGGGCCUUGUCUGGGAUUUCUUCUCAAGAGUUGUUUCUUUGGUUCCAGGUCAAAGGGAUUUGGGUUGAUGUUCCUAGCUCGGGCCUCAUUUAUUUUGACGUCGGUGUCGUUUCUAAGCAGUUUUCAUUGUCUUGGUUCGAAACGCCGAGGGAUUGUAUGGCGAUUCAGGAUGAUUCUGAAUCUGGUGAUUCGAUUGGAGAUGGCAAGUUAUUAGCUGAAGCAGUCGCGAAGAGUCCACGUGCGAAACAUCGAUAUGAACUUGAUCAUGGAAGUUUUGGGAGGAACGAGAUCUAGAAAGUUAGAAAGACGAAAGAAGUUGUUCAAUAGCUCAAUCAGGUUAGCCUUGAAGUGUGUUCUGGGGCCUCGCCCUCCCCUGCCCCCACGUUGUAAAUUUUGGUCAGAAUGUCUGCUGUGGAUGGUCUUCACGUCUCCAUCCUGUGUGCUUUGCUUGCAUUUCUUUCCUUUAUUUUAUAUAGUGCCGAAUCGUCGACUUGCCAAGUCCAGCUGGCUUCUGUCUAUGCGAGGCGAGCUGUUGAGGAGAAAAUGGAAGAUUGAAGAGCUAUUUUAUUGAUGACCUUGGUUAGUUUACCUUAUGGAAGAUAAAAUGGAUAUGGGAGCAUUUGGUCGGCGGUUUCAGGUGAUAAAUUCUAUGGAAUUUAAUUCAUAUGUUAAAAUUUUCAUUUGUAAUAUGAAUAUAAGCAUGGUUAUUAAAUUGAGUCUCUUUUUUGUUGUAGUAAAAACAAUUAGAUUGAUGGGAACUCCUUCGUGAAUCAAUUGUGAUAUGAAAUUCAAUAAUAAACAUUUCUUGCUUCAUUUCCCUUA